AUGAAAAUAAAUAAUAAUGUAUGGUCAUAUGUGAAAAAUACUUUUCGUCCAUAUUCUUCAUCAUUUAAAGGUUUAACAACAUCAAAUGGAAUAAUCAAAAAUAAUCAAGAAAUUGUUAAUCUGUUAGGCAAUCAUUAUGAAAAACACUUUGAACAACCAAUUCAUGAUAUAAAUAAUCCUUAUCAUAUUGAAUGUAUAAAUACCUAUAAAGAAAUAGAAAAUGGUCCAAAUUUACCUUUACAAAAUAUCGAAUAUGAUGAAGUUCUAAAACAAUGGAAAAACUUGGCAUAA
Messenger RNA from Rotaria sordida, 291 nucleotides. The record is from the annotation of a GenBank genome assembly. Lineage: Eukaryota; Metazoa; Rotifera; Eurotatoria; Philodinida; Philodinidae.